CAUUAGUUCCAGCUCUAGUUUUUGUUGUUGUUAAAUUAAAGCUCGGAUGUGAAUUACAAUAAUUGUGAGUAGCGUUCGUGCGUGCGUAAUAUGCGAAUCGACUGGCAUUCGGCAUUGAGUUUUGUGUUUUGAUUCCUGAAUCGAGUCAGGACGUAUCUGACCUGCUUUUUCAGUGUGCGUUUACGAUGCUGAUUCGUAAUUGUCCUUUGUAUACGUUGUGUACGCGCUGCUCCUCUCUCCUCUCGCUCUCCCUCUCCCGCUCUCCCUUGUCUUGAGUGUGUGCGCCUGCUGUGUGCGUGUGUGUGAGUGAGUGAGAGUUCCAUGGUGGGAAAAUAAUUAUUAAAGCAAAUACAACAAAUACAAUUGCUUAGUAUUUUGUCAAGUGACUGGCUGGAAAAGCCAAGAAGCACGGGCUUCAAGAAAAAGUGUCGCCGAGGCGGAUUAAACUUGAAUUCUUUGUGCGCAGCUGCAGGAACGUCAAGAUGCGUCAGUUUAACAUCUCGGUCAUUGGACUAUCCGGGACCGAAAAGGACCGCGGGCAGGUGGGAGUGGGCAAGUCAUGCCUGUGCAACAGAUUCAUGCGCCCGAUGGCCGACGACUACUUCAUCGAUCACAUAUCAGUGCUUAGCCAAAGCGACUUUAGUGGCCGGAUCGUGAACAACGACCACUUCCUUUACUGGGGCGAUGUGCGCAAGACGACGGAGGAGGGCGUCGAGUACCAGUUUAAUAUCAUCGAGCAGACGGAGUUCAUGGACGACUCCACGUUCCAAGCCUUUAAGGUGGGAAAGAUGGAUCCAUACUCAAAGCGGUGCACGGCCACCAAGGUCUUCUCCGCGGAGAAGCUAAUGUACAUAUGCAAGAAUCAGUUGGGCAUCGAGAAGGAGUACGAACAGAAAGUCAUGCCCGAUGGCCGGCUCAGUAUCGAUGGCUUUGUUGUCGUCUUCGACGUUAGUCCAGUGCCCAAUCGCAGUGUGGAGAAGCAGGUGGAGUUCGUGCAGAAUGUCAUCGCAACCAUACUAAAGAACAAGAAGCCACUGGUGCUGGUGACCACAAAGAACGACGACGCUUAUGAGUUGUAUGUUCGAGAGGCGGAGAAAAUUAGCCAGCGAAAGGACUACAAGAGCACUGUGCAGCUAAUCGAGACGUCGGCCCACGAGAGCAUCAACAUCGAUUUGGCAUUCCUCCUGCUCGCCCAGAUGAUCGACAAGGUUAAGAACCGUGUCAAGAUCAUCUCCUACCAGGAGUCGGCCAAGUCACGCAAAGAACUGCUGGACACACGAUCCGAGGCGGUGACGCGACUAAUACGCAACCAGAUCACCGACUAUCACGUCCUGUGGUCGCAGGGCUCCAAGAUGCUGUCACAGUAUCGCGAGUGGAACGAGUUCCUCAACAUAUUCGGCCACGAGGCCGGCCAAAAGCUAUUCCGGCGGCACAUGAAGAAGCUGCGCGACGAUCAUCUGAACAAAAAACUGCAUCAGUACUUGGAUAAGUUUGCCCUGGCCCUGGAGUACCUGCUGCCGGACAUCGGGGCUUUGAAUAUCAGCGAUGACGAUGCUUGGGAGUGCGCCAGGAACUAUCUGCAGAAUCACAUCGAGUUCGAGCAGUACUUCUUCGAGUGCCCGCAGGCCUCGUGGACGGAGCUGGUGGACAUGGACGAGGCGGAGGAUGAGGCCCGCAUUCCCUUUGAUGUGCUAGAGACUUCCGAGGCAGAGACUGUCUUCCGUAACUACUUGAACUCGGUGCAGCAGGACAAGAAAAAAAUUGGAUGGAAGCAGCAAUUCAAAAUGCUACUUGAGGAGUCGGGCUUUGUGACGCCCGGCAAGCAGCUGUCGGAGGUGCGCGUCCUCUUCAUGGGACGCGAAUGCUUUGAGGCGCUUUCGGAGCACGACUGCCAGCAGAUCUACGACAUUCACCAGGACGACAUCAUUGAAAAGAGCAAACAGAAUUUUGUGGAGCUGCUGCUGGAACAUGCUCAAUAUUUUCUACAGUUCAAGAACGUUGACAACAUCACUCAGGAAGAUGUGCGCCAGAUAACCGAUGUCAUACAGGAGGAUUCACGCUACAAGAUGCUCGAUCGCUUGGACCAGGAGCGGCGGUUGAUGCUUGUCCAGCACCUGCGCUUCAUCCACUGCCCCAUCCGCGAUCACUGCCCAUUCUUUUACAACUGUGUGGAUAGCCUGAUUGAGGAGGUGUUGUCCGACAAGUCGGCCAGCAACCACAAGACGCCCAGCGGCGGUGGCUGGAAGAGUUCCGGCAGCGGCAGUGACCGCACGCUCAAUCUUCUGAUCGUGGGCUCCGAGCACCUGGCCAGCGAUCUGCUCAACGACAUCCGCAUAUGUACCGGUAGCAAGGGCGAGUACAUCUACGAGAACCAGACGUAUUAUCUCAAUUACCGAAUCGCCAACGGCGACAUGGAGGCCUUCAAGGCCAUAGAUGUCUACUCGAGUGGUCUUAUUUGCGUGUACUCCAAUCAGCAAUCUUUUGAGACGCUCAAGGAUAACUUGGAGCGCACGUUGCUCUGCAACCUGGAGCUGGAGGACAAGUUCGAGAAUCUGCCGAUCGUGCUGGUUUACCAGCCACAGGAUCUCAAGGAGAACGAGGUGGAAUACUUGCGCAACGAGGGCAUGCGCCUGUCGGAGAUGCUGCACUGCGACUUCAUCGAUCAUACGCAAAAUCAUCAGAAGUAUGUCUAUGAUAUACUUAACAUAGUCAUCCUGUCGCUAAAGCUGACUGAGAUGAAGAGCUACGAGCCGUAUCCCUCCAAUCACACCGACCUGCGCAUCCUGUGCUGCAUCUUUUGUGGCGAUCAGUAUGACAUCGAGAACAUUGUCCAGCCGCUGGUGGAGGAAUCGACGCUGGUCAAGGCCAACGAGCACUCCAUCAUUGUCGACGUCUUUAUUGGCGAUGCCAAGCGACGGGUCGAGUUUAUACUUUCCUCAUAUCAUGGCACUAGCCAGUACCGCGAUGAACUAAUCCAUGGCUAUAUUUACUUUUACUCGACCAAGCGUCGAUCUUCGUUGGCAAAUCUAAGCAUCCUGGCAGCCCAGAAUGCCAAUAUUCCAUUGCAGAUUAUCGCGGUGACCGAGAGCGGGGGCGUUAAUGCGUUCUUCAACAGCGAUAUUUGCCAGUUUCUGAUCACCGAGGGCAAUGCGGUGGCCGAUCGCUUCAAGGGCAGCUUUAUGACCUUCUCGGCGGAUCAAUAUGUCAAGUUUGCGUUCUAUAAUCCAUUCCUGAAGACAGCCUGGGACAACAAGUACGAGGUGGAGAACCUGCAUGUGGAGGAGUCAAUUACUUUGGAUUCGGGCGAGGGCACGCUGGAGAACUCGGUUAAUCAGAUGCCACGCCCGCCGCCGCGCCACGAGAGCUACAUGCUGUCCAAUACGCUGGGAACCGACGGUUCCGGCAGUGAGAAUUACGAAAUGGCUCCAACCCGAUCUCUCAACUCAUUAAAUGAAGAAAGAGAUAUAUCAUUAGAUGAAAUCUACGAUGACAACGAAAAGCCGAAGCACCUGCAUCAAACGGAUGUCAGCGGGUCCAAGGAUUCACUGGCCACCCAUGAUGCAGAGUGGCUGGAGGACAAGAGCGAUGGGCGACGCAACAUGAACAAGAAUUUGAUUUGGAACAACUUCAGCGGAUCCACACAUGCCUACACCACCGGUCGCCGUCACAUCGACUCCAAUUUGAACAAAAUCCGCCCGAAGGGACCCAGUCAAACGCUCAAAGUGGGCGAGGCGCCCAGUCGCAAUUGCCCGGCCAUGAGCUCCUCCACCUUCACCCUGCCCACGCAGCAGCCGGGCAAGCUGAACAUGAAGAACUUCCAGCUGGUCAGCGAUGCGGUGGCCAAGAUGAAUUUCACCGGCUCCGGUUCGGGUUCGGGUUCCGGCUCGGGAUCGGGCAGCACUGGACUGGGCCUGGGUCUGGGCUCCGGCAGUGGCUGCAUGGGUGAUUCGUUUUUGGAGCCGGUCGACAAGGACGGCAAGCGCUACGAUCAUGCCCAAUUGGAUGGCGAGGAUGAGGAUUCCGAGGAGCUCGCCGAGUACGAGCAGAUCUACGAAAAUGAAGACUGCACCGAAUCGGACAGCUGUGCCAGUUCCACGGAGCGACGGGUGCGCCAGCAGAAUGCCUACUAUAAGGCCAGCAAGAAGCCGGUGGCCGCCAAGAAGCAGAAAAAGAAGAAGGUGGCAAUUCCGGUGCAGACACCGCGUGUUCCUCCGUUCGGCUCGUAUGUGAGUCCGCCGGAGAUUCCGCUGCACUACCAGCGCAUGGCCGUUGGCGGCAGCGGGCCAGGUGAGAAAAAGAAACCAGAGCCAUGUGUUCCCGAGUUCAUGAAGAGUGACAAGUCGCCAGAGUAUUCCAUGGUGCCAGAACUGGCGGGUGCCGGCAUCUUCGGUGCAGAGAAUCUGCCCGAGUACAACAUGAACCAGGCCAAAUGCUUGAAGGACUUUGAGAAGCUGGAGAAGCGGCGCAUCAAAGAGGAAACGGCCAGGCAGCGCAAACUACAGGAGAAGGAGAAGGAGCAAGAGAAGAAGCUCAAGCGCAAACUAAAGCAGAAUGCCAAGGGCCUGGUUGAAUCCGCGGAGGCGCAAUUCGGCAAGCUGAUGAUUACCUCCGAGCAAGGCGAGAUCCCCAUCUUCCUCAACAAGUGCGUCGAGUUUAUCGAGAAGGAGGGCCUCGACUCCGAGGGCAUUUAUAGGGUGCCCGGAAGUAGGGCGCAUGUCGACAUGUUGUUCCAACGCUUCGAAGAGGAUACCAAUACUGAGAUUGAUGCGCUCGACAUUCCCGUCAAUGCCGUGGCCACGGCACUGAAGGACUUCUUCUCCAAGCGCCUGCCUCCGCUGUUCAGCAAGGACAUCAUCAAGGAGCUGGAGGAGAUUGCCGGCUCGCGAGGCGUCGGCAAUUCCAAACUGAAUGUGGAGGUCAAAACGGACCGAAGUUGCCGCUUGAUAGCUUUAAAAUCGCUGCUCCAGAAGCUGCCGCCCAUCAACUUUGCCAUACUCAAAUACAUAUUCCAACACUUUGUGCACGUAUCAGACAAUUCGAAGCUGAAUAGCAUGGACAGCAAGAACUUGGCCAUUUGCUGGUGGCCGACACUCAUACCCAUCGACUUCACCGACAUGGGCCACUUCGAGCAGCUGCGUCCGUAUCUGGAGGACAUUGUCCAGACAAUGAUUGACCAGUUCCCGUAUCUGUUCUGCGGCAAGGAUGCUUUUGUCAUGGUCUAGGCCUAGAUCCCCGCCAGGCCAUGGCACACUUGGACUUCUACUUGACCGCCGGACGCGAAGCCAAAACGAGAUAGUUAGAUUCAAUGUGCGUUUGUGUAUGAAUGUGGGCCAUGUGCCAGUGCCAUGUGUGCCAUGUGUGCUUUGUGUUUUUUGGGUGAACUAAGGAGCAUAUUAGUAAUAGCCAUAGAGAGAAGAUAGCAGGAGGAAGCUGGAGGAGGCAGGAGGCGUUAGCAGGAGGCAGCCCAUCGAUCGAUCGAUUCAUUCAAAUGAGGAUCAGCAGCCAGGCAUAUACAUAUUUAUAAUAGUAUAUAAUAUACUUGGGUCUAUUGUGUGCAGUGUGUGAUUAGUGAUUCCUGAUUGUGUGUGCGAGCGAGACAACAGAACUUGGCUAAGUAGGGUAUAUUUAUUUUUUAUAUAUACAAUAUAUAUUUUGUAUCGAUGGCUUUGUUGUGUUUCCGUGAUAUAUGUAAACGCGUCAAGUAUUUUCUCUGUGUGGUGGUGCGUCCCCCUUGUCGUUGAAUCCAUUGAGUGAGACCUCCCCUCGCCGCCCCCCACUCCCCGCCCCUCGGCCACCGCCAGUCUACUCCUCCUCCUCCUCCUCCUCCCCUGCCAUCCGCCACCCACAAACGCUCCACCCAUCUCGAGGGGCGGGGCGGGGGCGCCAACGACAAACGCACAACAGCAAGAACAAGAAAAUGACUAAAAACUAAAACAAAACAAAAAAAGAAAAAUAAGAGAAAAAGAAAACCAAGCGAUAUAUAUGUGAAAGCAUGGGGAGAUAUCUAGUAGGAUGUCAGCAGGAAGAUGGUUAAAUAAAAUUUACUGUGUAUCUGUGUAUGUUAUAAAUGUAAUUGUAAUUGUGUGUUUAAAAUAAUGCGCGAUCAGCCAACAAAUUUUCACAUAUGUAAACACAAUAGCGAUAAUGCUAGAUAUAUGAUAUAUAUAUAUAUAUUUAAAUACCACUAAAUGUCUGUGUGUCUAGUAUAGGAGAAAGUAGGAGAGGUGGAGCCGUAGGAGCAGGGGGAGGGGGAGAGAAAGGAUGAGCGAAGCGAAGUAAGGAAUACACUAUAAACAAAAUGCAAAAAAAAAGCAACCAAUAAGAACAACAGAGCAAAAUCUAAUUUUCGAGCUAAACUAAAUGUGCAUCUCAGUGUGUGUGUCUGUCUGUAUAUGUAUGUUUGUCAUCCAACUAGAUAUACACUAUAUAAUUAUAUAGCUACCAUAUAAGCAAAAAAUGAUAAUUACUGCGGCAAAGGAAAUCUCCCACAAAAACUACAAAUAAAGUUAAUAAUAAAAACUAAAAACAAAAAACAAAUAUACAAAGCGAGCGAAGUGAAAUAAAACUCAACUUUCCCCCACACUCGAAACUCCGAUGAUUGUCUAAUUGAUAUUUGCAUUAGCCAGGCAUAUAAUCCUUAAUGUAAUACUCUCUAUCUGUCUCUCAAAAAACCAAAACCAAAUUCUGUGUGUGUGUGUGUAUGUGUGUGUGUGUGUGUGUACCGUAUCGAAUUAGUGAAAAACAACAACAAAUUAUACAAUUUCUAACCAUGUACGCAUAUAUUUUAACUAAAACCAGCGAGCAGCAGAUUUUCCACAAACGCAAUUUCCACAGGCAGAAGGAACGACUAAAAAAUGCAAAAUGCAAAUCGUAAACAAUUGUAGACAACAUACGCCUAAGUGUUAUUCCUUGUAAUUGAGUAUUAAUUUUUUAUAUACAAACCGAAACCUAAUUACAUACAUAUAUAAUUGUGUAUCUUGUGUCUGAAACGGACCUCAAACUCAAAGCAAGAAAAUAACGCGAGAUCUGUUGCCAAACAAAAGAAAACAAAACAAAAUAAAAACAGAAGAAAUAAGCACUCCAAAUGAAAUUUACAACAAAUAACGAGAGAAAAAGAAAAGAACAGAAAAACUUAACCAUUAUAUAGUAUAAUUUGUAUAGAUGUGUGUCUAUUGCAUUAUUUGUACACGUACAUAUAUACGCUAAACUGAAACAAAAACAUAAAACAUUGAAAAAAAAAACAAGCAAAUAUGUCUAAACGAAACGAAACAAAGCAAAAAAAAAAGCAAAACAAAUCGAACAAAAAAAAUUGUAAUUGACGUGAUGUGUAAUGAUAUUUUUAAAAGCAAAUUUUAUGCCACGCCCAUGCCACGCAGCCACGCCCCCUUUUCAAACCGAAAAGAAGUCUCCUCCCUCUCCCCAUCAAAAACCAAACCCUUCCCGCGCAGAAUCCAGCGAAUCCCCGUACCGCCACCCCCGUCCGAACUCCACCACUCACAUCCACGUUGCGGAUUCUGGAUGCCGGAUACGCCAAGUCAGAUGGGUGACCACCGCUCCUGGGCUCCAUCCGAUGGGCUGGUAGCGGUGUGGAGCCGCCACAACCGAAAGACGAGGAAAAACAUAAUGAAAUCAAAUCAAACGAAACAAAAGUAAUAAAUUUGUGGGCAUUUUCCAAAUAUUUGUGAAGCAUUUG
Messenger RNA from Drosophila melanogaster (fruit fly), 7693 nucleotides. RefSeq names its product Rho GTPase activating protein p190 (gene RhoGAPp190). Bases 483 to 5222 code for a protein of 1579 amino acids. Lineage: Eukaryota; Metazoa; Arthropoda; Insecta; Diptera; Drosophilidae. The record is from RefSeq and is marked reviewed. Gene Ontology annotation, molecular function: GTPase activator activity; GTPase activity; GTP binding. Gene Ontology annotation, biological process: signal transduction. The transcript is spliced from 15 exons.